ACUCUGAAUCGAGCGCCUCGACUUUGUAUUGAAAGCGAAUCGUAGCAGUGGGGCUUCUCUGACAGCCUUCAAACCUCUGACAGCCUCCUGAGUGUUUUGUGUCACGUGUUAUUGAUUGACUCAGGGUGUUACCAAAAAUUUAUUGAAAGCUGAACUCAAAAAAAUUCGAGAUGGCACCAACAACGGAAGAGAAUUUUGCCUUGGGGAUGACUUUAAUGAAGGUACUAUGUGCGGAAACAAAGGAAAACUUCGUUUUCUCCCCACUUAGUCUUGGAAUGGCCUUUACAAUGCUCGUGGCGGGACUCAAGGGUGACACCAAGAAAGAGGUGCUCGGUUUUCUAGGCUGUGCCAAUGAGGAUGCGUUGCACAAGAUGUAUUCUGAGAUCACCAAAGAUAAAAAUCUACCUCUGAAAAUCGCAAACAAGUACCUGGCCCAACAUACCUGUAAAGUGAAAGAAAAUUUUGAAAAAUUAAUGAGGGAAAAAUACGAAUCUGAAGUUGAGAUCGUAAAUUUUGCGACAGAUAGCAAAACGAUUGAAGGCGAAGUUAAUGAGUGGGUGGCGUCCAAAACCAAUGACAUGAUUAAACAGCUUCUUAGUCCUGGAACGCUGACUGCGGACACCGUUCUAGUACUCUUGAACGCCAUUUACUUCAAAGGUACCUGGGAACACGAGUUUACCCCCGUGCAAUACGACAUGGAGUUUAAGCUUCGUGAUGGGACCAAGGUGAAGAAGGAAUUUAUGACAAAAAAGUCGAGCCAUUUUAAAUACCUCGAGACGGAACAGCUUAGAAUGGUUAGAAUUCCGUAUAAGGAGGCUGGGUGCUAUAUGGUCGUCGCGAUUCCCAAGGAUGAAAAUAGGUACAUCGACGAGAUCAUGGCGAAGAUGACUACGGCCGAGAUGGCCCAGGCGGUAGAAAAGCUAAACAACGCGCGCAUACAGCAGGUGGUGCUUACAAUGCCAAAGUUCAAAAUUGACUACAAGUACGUAAACGUCGUCAGGCACAUUCAGGCCCUUGGUGUGACAAAGAUCUUCAACGUUGGAGAGGGAGAUUUCGGGGACCUAUUUGAAGAGGUCAAGGAUAAGGCGGGUGUGUCCGACGUCAUCCAUCGGGCUGUUAUCAUUGUCGACGAAAAAGGUACAGAAGCGGCGUCAGCCACAGCUAUGCAGCUUAUGCUGUGCGCAAUGUCUGUAGCAGUACCACCUCCGAUCAUCUUCAAUUUGGACCGGCCGUUCUCCUUUUUCCUGUCGUCAGCAGAUCACAGAGUGUCCUUUAUCGGGCUCUGCGCACAGCCCUAGAAGAAGCAAUAACUCCGACGAGGUUCUAUUAGAAAGCCUGCUGUACAUAUAUUAAAGUCCUCUGGUUCGCCUUACUCUUUAGAAAAGGAAGUAUCUCUAUUCAAAAUGCUGCUUUGCGGAGGUGAGCGGGAAGAGCACAAGGAUGGCGGUGGUUACGGCUGUGAUUCUCAGUUGGUGUUUGAAGUACUUCGGUCGCGUUUCCGUGAAUCGGCCCGUUGUACUCCCCCUGUCGAUUCUGGCUCAUUUCCCCUUAUUCCUUGGCGUGAGGCCAGUUAAUUUGAACAGCAAGAGUGCAGUCGUAUGAAGAACUAGAGUGUAACACUUAUACUCCGAAUCCAGAAAAAAUGUUCGGAUUACUUUUGUGACAUCUAAGACCAUCGUGCUUUCGAAUCUGACAGUUAUAAUUUGUUUUUAUUAAUUUGAUAAAUAAACUUAGAUAUAGUAUUAUUGUACUAAUAAACAUGCUAUUUAAUUUAAUGAGUUCAUACGCUGAGAGAACACAAGAACUGUUCGCUUAUUUUCGUGCUAUAAUCUAGCAUUGCUCAUCUACGCAUUUGCCCCCCGGAGGAUUUUUCUAUUAAUCCUAAUUGUAAACUACUCCCCUCACAUGCCGGACUUCUACAGCUGGGGAAUAACUAAACUACCAACUAUGGUCGUAGAUAAUAAAAAUGCAUACUUUGAUUUAAAAUAAAAGAACUUGCUUGGGAAAAGUUCGAAACUGCUAUCUCGCAUUUGAUAAGGAACGACACCAGUAUUUACGCUAGCAAUUUAACAUUAGCGUGCCUCGGUUAACACGUAUGGAUCAAGCAAGAUUUCUUCUAUGUACAAAUAGCCGUAAUAAAUGCCAUCGAAUUUCGGUUUUAGCCCUUGUUGACAGAGUACCGCCACGUUUUUAUGAGGCCCUUAAAACUUCACGAGGUAUUUCUUUUGACCUUUAUAAAGCUGUUACACAGUCGUUAAUAUUGAGUAUAAUUCAUUUGCGUAGUUACACCGCUUUCGAAGUUC
Messenger RNA from Varroa destructor (honeybee mite), 2303 nucleotides. RefSeq names its product leukocyte elastase inhibitor-like. Gene Ontology annotation, molecular function: serine-type endopeptidase inhibitor activity. Lineage: Eukaryota; Metazoa; Arthropoda; Arachnida; Mesostigmata; Varroidae. The record is from RefSeq and is a predicted model, not a curated record.